Molecule: messenger RNA, 688 nt
Organism: Fonticula alba
Lineage: Eukaryota; Rotosphaerida; Fonticulaceae
Exons: 1
Coding region: 395-553 (52 amino acids)
Source: RefSeq, a predicted model, not a curated record
AUGGUCUACCCGGCAAGGUGUUUGCUCACCUGGCGCUGGGGUGUGGUCCUGCUCUCGCUGCUCAGCCUGGCUGCCUUGCUUCGGCCUAGGGAAGCACUCGCAAGCAGCGCGACCCAUGUGGUAGUUGCUGGCGACGCCCCAUUCGAGCGGCCGGCCGAGGUUGCGGACCUAUCUGCCCUUGACACCCUGGUGUCUGGCUGCGACCCCAACUGCACAGAUUGCGUGUCCGGUGUCUGCAGUGCCUGUCGCAGUGGCUACUACCUGCACUUCUUCGGCCCCGGAUUCCCCUGUGUCACACAAUGCCCCCCUACUCACCCGGUCAUCUUACAUACCUCCAAAGCCACGAUAUGCUGGCAUACCGGGCAGAUUCCCGGGUGCAGUGUCAUGCGUCUUGAUGACAAUCAGAUUUACACAUGUGAGCAGUGCCUGCCCGGCUGGACGGCUUCCGGGGGCGCUUGCAUCAACUGCCCCAGCACUUGCGACGCCUGCACCAGCACCACCGCAUGCACCUCCUGCCAGAGCGACUACUUUCUCACCGGGUCAUCCUGUGUGAGCACCUGCCCCGCCGGCACCUUCCCAGAUAGUGGGAGCAGGAAAUGCGCCCUCUGCCCGCCUGGCUGCUCCGUCUGCAGCGAUGCGUCUACCUGCUCGGCCUGCGAGCCGGGCUUCUUCCUCAGCGGCAGCUCCU